Neoarius graeffei (lesser salmon catfish) is the source of this 2976-nucleotide messenger RNA. RefSeq names its product ubiquitin associated and SH3 domain containing Ba (gene ubash3ba). The transcript is spliced from 14 exons. Gene Ontology annotation, molecular function: protein binding. Bases 273 to 2231 code for a protein of 652 amino acids. The record is from RefSeq and is a predicted model, not a curated record. Lineage: Eukaryota; Metazoa; Chordata; Actinopteri; Siluriformes; Ariidae.
AAUGAUCGCGGUUGGAUUCUCGACUGCGACGCAAAAUCGCCUGGAUCAUAUAACUGAUGCAAAAGUGACUUCCGAGCCCGGAUUCAUGCGCUUUGGUUUGGGUUUAGGUUUUGCAGUGAUGGCUUGAGCUCCAUCAUCAUCAUCAUCAUCAUCAGGAAGCCAGACGCGCUCGUGCAUAAAGCCUCGUCUCUCCAGCACGCGCACUUUCUCCAUCCUCGACUCAUGCACACUUGGCUCUUGUUGUUGUUGUUGUUGUUGUGAUCCUGAUCUGAAUGUCCAGCGUAUCCGGAGUCAUGGCAGGGAAAGAGGAGCAGCUUUACGCCAAAGUGACUCCACGCAGGCAGCGGCAGAACCGCGCAGGGACCCUGAAACACGGCUCGUGCCUGGAUGUGCUGCUCAGCAUGGGCUUCCCCAAGAGCCGCGCGCUGAAAGCACUGGUUUCGACCGGUGGCAGAAAUGUACAGGCGGCCUGUGACUGGUUAUUCUCUCAUGUGGACGACCCGUUUCUUGACGACCCCUUGCCAAGGGAGUUUGUGUUGUACUUACGCCCGAGUGGGCCACUGCUUCAUCAGCUUUCUCAGUUCUGGCAACAGAGUCGUGUCAUGUGUGGCAAGAACAAAGCUCAUAACAUCUUCCCCCACAUCACACUGUGCCAGUUCUUCAUGUGUACGGACGCUAAGGCCGAGGCACUGUGCGAGGCGUUGCAGACUGUCGUGGGACAGUGGCGAGGCCGUUUUCCCUCCCCACUUCCGCUGGAGCUCUAUAUCUCUUCCAACUUCAUUGGCCUCUUUGUUGAGGAGAAGGUCGCUGAGGUGCUCAAGAGCUUUGCAGCUGAUUUUGCAGCUGAGGCUACUGCCAAAGCAGACGUCCAUGUGGAGCCACAUAAGAAGCAGCUUCAUGUAACCCUGGCCUACCAUUUCCCAACCAAUCACCUCACCUCAUUGGAGAAGUUGGCUAAGGGAGUGGAUGUGUCUCUGGGUUGUGAUUGGCUCGCCGUUCUGUUCUCACGGGACAUCCGAUUCGCCAAUCAUGAGACGUUACGGGUGAUGUAUCCAUACACUCCCCAGAAUGAGGAUGAACUAGAACUGGUGCCAGGAGACUUCAUCUUCAUGUCUCCAGUGGAGCAGGGUAGUGCCAGUGAAGGAUGGGUUUAUGGCACAUCUAUGAGCACAGGGCUUUCUGGGCUGCUGCCUGAGAAUUACGUCAACCGAGCAGACGAGUGUGACACAUGGGUGCUUCAUGGGUCUCAUUCCUUCCUCAACUGCACCUCCCCAACUGUAAGUACCGGUGCAGUAGGCGGGCCAUUUUUUGAUGGACAGCUGGAUGGACGUCUCCUUGAUGACCACAGCUCAGUGGAACAAAACCCUAUGAGUGUCGUAUGUCAUCCAAUGCAGGUGCUGCGGACCGAUAGCCAGUCUCGACUGCCCAAGAGAACACUGUUUGUGUGUCGCCAUGGUGAGAGGAUGGACGUGGUGUUUGGAAAACACUGGAUCACCCAGUGCUUUGAUGCCAAAGGUCGUUAUAUCCGGUCCAACCUCAAUAUGCCGACUAGUCUUCCAGUGCGGAGUGGAGGGUACAGGGAGUAUGAUAAGGACUGUUCUGUCACUGUGUUUGGAGCCACGCAGGCUCGAUUAGUGGGAGAGGCCCUGUUGGAGAGUCACACAGUGAUCGACUUUGUGUACUGCUCGCCCUCCCUGCGAUGCGUUCAGACAGCCCAUAAUAUUCUCCGAGGGCUUCAGCAAGAUGGGAAGACUAAAAUACGAGUUGAACCUGGACUCUUUGAGUGGACCAAAUGGGUAUCGGGUUCAUCCUUACCUGCCUGGAUUCCACCUACUGAACUGGCAGCUGCUAAUUUCAGUGUGGACACAACCUACAGACCUCAUAUUCCCAUCAGCAAGCUAAUUGUGUCGGAGUCGUACGACUCUUACAUCACCCGCAGUUUCCAAGUGACACGGGAAAUCCUAACCGAGUGUAAAGCCCUGGGAAACACAGUGCUGAUAGUAGCCCACGCUUCGUCUUUAGAGGCCUGUACACGCCAGAUGCAAGGCCUCAGCCCACAGAAUUCGAAAGACUUUGUUCAAGUGGUCCGAAAGAUCCCUUACUUGGGUUUCUGUGCCUGUGAAGAGAUGGGUGAAACGGGAAUGUGGCAACUUGUGGACCCACCCAUCCUGCCCCUAACUCAUGGUCCCAAUCACAGCUUCAACUGGAGGGAGACUCUGCUGCAGGACUGACAGGCUUGGCCUUCUUUCGGUUAGCCUGCCUUUUAGCUCCUCUUGCCAAGGGCAGCUGAGAAUCACGCCGUCAUUCACUCUCUUCUUCCAUUCUGUGGCGCUCCUACACCGUUCGAUCUGACAGAGCAAACACAGGCUUCCAUACAGCAGCCUUUCUGCUGCACUGUUCCAUUCUGGUUCUGUCCGUCUCUGUGUGUUGCAGCACUGAUGUCUGUCUGUGUUCAUAACUUUGCUCAUGCAUUUAUGUCAUGCCCUUAUUACAGGGUAUGUUUACUGCUUGACUGUCAUGGAUUCGUGAGAAAGUUCAAGGCUGCUAUAUGCAUAAAGUAGCUGAUGGACUUCCACGGGUUUCCCAUUUCAGCAAGAGUUUCAUGCUCGCUGCAUUGAAAGUACAUCAACCAACGCUUCCAAGAUGGCCACCCUCCUAAACCACCUCGCUCACCCUCGUAAAACUGAUGCAGCAAAGGGAUCAUGGGCGUCACCAAACACACUGUGAGAAAAGCGAACAUGUUCAGCGUUUUGCACCAAGCUUCCAGGCUACUUUUCAAAUGUCUUGUCAACAGGAAUCAAGCACAAGAGACGAAACUCAAGCAUGACAAUCAGAAAGGAGCAGAAGAGUUGGAAAGGAGUUGACAUGUUGUCUCGGACACCGAGUUCGCCUCAGGAUGAUGUUGGUAUUGGGCUUAUUUUAGCACUUCAUCACUGUUGCAUGUUAAAUAUUAAUAAAGCAGGGGUUCUCAAACUU